Messenger RNA from Akanthomyces muscarius, 954 nucleotides. RefSeq lists its product as uncharacterized. The coding region runs from base 1 to 954 and encodes 317 amino acids. The record is from RefSeq and is a predicted model, not a curated record. The transcript has a single exon. Lineage: Eukaryota; Fungi; Ascomycota; Sordariomycetes; Hypocreales; Cordycipitaceae.
AUGCCCUCAACGGCGGGCUUUGCUACGCUAGACCGUCGCGACAACAGUAGCGCCGAACUUCCAAGCCGCCUGAUAGUCCAACUUCAAGACACAUGGUUCGAGAGUAUUGCUGUUCGCCCAAACGGCAACCUCUUACUCACUACAGUUUUGCCCAAUGCGACUCUUUAUGAGGUGUCACACUUGGACAGCAAUAGCCCCUCUAUUAAUCCCAUUUUCACGGUCGCCUCGAUCACAUCAUUUUCGGGCAUCUCUGAGAUUGGUGAGGAUAACUAUGCCAUUGCUGGGGGGAGCCUGGAGGGCUUGGACGGCAUCGAGGGCUCGUGGGGUGUGUGGACAGUCGACUUUACCCACAGUUGCCAGCCGCAGCUUAAGGAAGCUAUCCCAUUAACUGGUGCCCGAUUUCUCAACGGCCUUUCGUCUGUGCCCGGGUAUAAGGACUUGGCUCUCAUUGCUGAUUCCACAAAUGGCGUUGUCUACCAUGUAAAUGUGACAAGCGGCGACACCAAAAUAAGCCAAAGCUUUGACGAAAUGAAGGCAACGGCAGGAAAUCCCUUUGGCAUCGGCCUAAAUGGGUUGCAUAUGCACAAAGGCUACCUCUACUUCACGAACCUUUCUACGCAUACAUUCUACAGGGUCAAGGCAAAUAGCGACGGCACUACUGCCGACGGCAGCCAAGUAGAAAUUGUGGCGACAAUUGCGUCAGAGACGUUGGACGACUUUGCCUUUGGUCCUGGCGAGGAGGACACGGCUUGGUUGGCAACAAACACGGAUGGCUCAAUCGUGGCAGCGAGUUUGGCGGGUGAAAUGCGGGUGGUGGCGGGCGGCGCGAACUCGACCACUAUCCCAGGUGAUACAUCUUGCCAGUUCGGACGAAGCGCUACUGAUACAAACGUGCUCUAUGUGGCUACAAGCGAAGGAAAGGUGCAGGCUUUUGAUACCAGCAAAUUUAGUUAG